AGGAGCUGAAGGCCAAGGUGGCCGCGCCGCCCGCGGCCCCCACGACGCCCCAGGCGCCCUUCCGCGCAUUGGAGUGGCAGGUCGAGGACCUGGGCCGCAGGCACGCGCAGCUCCAGGACGUGGUGGCCUCUCUCGCGAGGCAGGUGCACGACCUCCUGCACCGGCCGGAGGGGGCCCCGCACGGCGAGCUGCUCCGCGAGCUGCAGGAGGAGCGGUCCAUCGUUGCUGACACCCUGGAGGGCGUGAAGCAGGAAAAGUGCGAGGUAAUCGCCCUGAUGCACACGUUCGCGGAGGGUAAGGACGCGGCCUUUUGCCAAAAGCAGUGAUUUUCGGCAGAACGUCCUGUGCGAUCUGCUGGAACUGCGGGUUCAGCAGGCCCACACGCUCAGCGCCAACAUCCUUGGAGGGCGCUCCUCGAGGAGAUGCGGCUGGCCCCGAGCAGGAACCUCCACGGGGUCCCGACGCAGAAGGGGUGGCGGAGUCGGGGUGUGGGGUCGGGCCUGGAUGUGAGGAGUUCUCACAUCUCUUUUUCGGGUGGGCGGAAGCAUUCCCUCCUGCAGGCUGACGUCGAUGAUGUGCACCC
This is a messenger RNA of Prorocentrum cordatum, 583 nucleotides long. NCBI's taxonomy places the organism in Eukaryota, Dinophyceae, Prorocentrales, Prorocentraceae. The record is from the annotation of a GenBank genome assembly.